Neomonachus schauinslandi (Hawaiian monk seal) is the source of this 718-nucleotide messenger RNA. RefSeq names its product cornifin-B-like. The transcript has 2 exons. The coding region runs from base 124 to 417 and encodes 97 amino acids. NCBI's taxonomy places the organism in Eukaryota, Metazoa, Chordata, Mammalia, Carnivora, Phocidae. The record is from RefSeq and is a predicted model, not a curated record.
UUCUGUUUCCUUGAGGCAGGGCUCAUUCAUCCUAUAAAAAGCCAGCUGGCUGCUGACUUCACAUCAGACCAGAGCAACCAGACACCCCAUUCUCUGUGUACCAGGUUCAGCCUCCUGUGAAGCAUGAGUUCCCACCAGCAGAAGCAGCCCUGCACCACUCCCCCCCAGCUUCAGCAGCAGCAGGUGAAACAGCCCUGCCAGCCUCCACCCCAGGAACAAUGUGCCCCCAAAACCAAGGAGCCAUGCCACCCCAAGGCUCCAGAGCCCUGCCACCCCAAGGCUCCAGAGCCCUGCCACCCCAAGGCUCCAGAGCCCUGCCACCCCAAGGUUCCUGAGCCCUGCCACCCCAAGGUUCCUGAGCCAUGUCUCCCAACGGUCACUCCAGCGCCAGCUCAGCAGAAGACCAAGCAGAAGUAAUGGGGUCCAUAGCCAAGCAAGCCCUUGGGGAGCCAACCACCGGAUGCUGAAUCCCCUCUCCCAUUCUGCUUCUGUGUCUUACUUACAAUUAGCAUGCUGUCACCCUGAGUCAUACCUUCCCUCUUUGCACCCUCUACAAGAUUUCCCUCUCAUUGCUCUAGAGGGCUCUGAGCCUCUGAAUGAUGCUGAGAGUCUCACUGGCUGAGCUACUCUUUUAAGUGCUCAGGGCUCAUCUAAAGAGGGGCCUGGGGAUCAAGUGGAUCUUUCCUGCCUUCUCCCCAUUAAACCACUUUUAACUCCA